UAAGAUGCUGACUUGUUUAUGUUGAGGGGACAGGCGAAUGACUUCUGCGAGCUUUUGCACUUUUCCUUCGAGGCUUGUUCGAGGCAUUUCGCCUUCACGUGUCUGCUUUGUUGCAGGAAACGGAGGCAUGAGGUCUGUUUGUUGCUGAUUUGUGGUUGACAGACAGAGACUCACAGAGUCGAUUGAUAAGAAGGACUUAGGCGAGGAGUUUGGUCGAUGACUUUUGGUGAGUGGCCUUUGACCUCUCGCAGCUCUCCCUGCUGUGCCUGCCCUCGCUGCCCAGUGCACAGGAACACAUAGAGGACAGAGAGGAGAUAAAGGAGGAGCGAGGCCGACCAUGGAGCUGUAGAGACGUGCUCAGAUGCCUGUACGGAUCACCAGUGGAGGAGGAGUGUUGCUGAGGAGAAGAGCUCUGCAAUGAACAGGACCAAAAGGAAGUCCAAUGUGGAGAGUCCUGGUGUGCUAAAGGGCAAAAAGCUGGUCCAGCGGAGGAGGAAUACAUGUCCCAGUCCUCAGGACAUCAGCCGGGCCCUGCAGAGCCCCAGUUCUGCUCCCAGUGCCAGUGCUGCCAGCCUGGAUGACCUCAUACAGCGCUGCCUAAACUGCUUUGAUUCAGAGGGCAAGAUUUGCAGCCCAAGAGGGUCCCAGUUGGUCCACAUGACUCUGAUGAUGCACAGCUGGGUUGUGCCAUCUGAGACUUUUGCCCAGAAACUUCUCGCUCUUUAUAAGGACUGCCCCUCCGACAAGAGAGGAAUCAAGCGGACGCAGAUCCGCCACUUUGUCAGGCAGUGGAUCGGCCAGUUCCCGGCCGUGUUUGAGGUGGACCCCCACCUCGAGCAGACCAUGGGGGACCUGUGGGCGCUGGUCCGGUCAGAUGGAGAGGAGAAGCACUCGCAGCUCAUCGACACCUCCUGCCUAAGCCCUCAUGUGAACAUAUCCCAGGCACCCUCCCCCUCUGUGAAGAAGAGGAAGGUGUCUUUAAUAUUUGACCACAUGGAGCCGGAUGAGAUGGCCGAGCACCUGAGCUACCUGGAGUUUAAGAACUUCUGUAACGUAUCAUUUCUGGACUACCGCAGUUACGUGGUGCGAGGCUCGGUGCGGGACAACCCCGCUCUGGAGCGCUCGGUCAUGAUGUGUAAUGGAGUCUCCCAGUGGGUCCAGCUGAUGAUCCUCAGCAGGCACACAGCCCAGCAGAGAGCCCAGGUCUUCACCAAGUUCAUUCAUGUGGCUCAGAAACUUCGAGCUCUGCAAAACUUUAACACUCUCAUGGCCGUGACCGGAGGCCUCUGUCACAGCUCGAUCUCCCGCCUCAAAGACACUUCGAACCUGCUGCCUCCUGACGUCACUAAGGCUCUCAGUGAAAUGACAGAGCUGCUCUCCUCACGCAGCAAUUACAGCAACUACCGCCGGGUUUACAACGAGUGCUCCGGCUUCAAGGUUCCCAUUCUGGGUGUCCAUCUGAAGGAUCUGAUCUCUCUGAACGAGGCCCUGCCGGACUACAUAGAUGAGGAGAAGAUCAACCUGAGCAAGCUGCAGCACCUGUACAGCAACAUUAACGACCUGCUGGCCAUCCACAGCUGUCAGCCACCUUUUGAGGCCAACAAAGACCUUCUGCAUCUGCUCACGCUCUCUCUAGAUUUAUACUACACCGAGGACGAGAUCUACGAACUGUCAUACACCAAGGAACCCAAGAACCCCAAGGUUCAGCCCGUAGCUCCAGUUAAACCACCGGUAGUGGCAGAGUGGGGUUCGGGAGUCACCCCCAGGCUCGACCCUGACACCAUCUCUAAACACGUCAAACAGAUGGUGGAUUCCAUUAUGAAGAAUUACGACCACAAUCAGGAUGGCUACAUUUCACUGGAGGAAUUUGAGAAAAUAGCAGCCAACUUCCCCUUCUCCUUCUGCACUCAAGAAACUGACAGGGAGGGACAAAUCAGCCGUGAAGAAAUCACCUCUUACUUCAUGAGGGGAAUGUCCGUAUGUGCCAAGCUGGGGUACAACUUCAAUGACGCACAUAACUUCCAUGAAACCACAUACAAGCGACCAACUUUCUGUGACACAUGCAGAGGUUUUCUGUGGGGUGUCACCAAACAGGGCUACCACUGCAAAGACUGCGGGAUAAACUGCCACAGACAGUGCAGAGACCUGGUGGGAAUCGAGUGUUUGAAGAAGCACAAAAACACGAGCGGCUCCUGCCCGUGCACCCCUGCACCUGAUCUAAGGACCAAGGGCAACAGCUGGAGUUCAGAAGAGGAGACCUUUGUUUUUCCUCCGAGUAAUGAAACAGAACCCCACAGGAGCACGACCGAGUGGAAAAACAACAGCGGGGAUUCGGUGCUGUCGGACCGCUCCAUGCAAACGGAUCCUGGAGUUUGGACACCUGAGAAGAAGGAGAAAAAGGGAACCCAGCUUCACUCUCGUCCAUCAGAGAGAAAGGUCAGCACUCUGCCACACAGAACCCGCUGCUCCAUGCCCGUUUCCUUCCUGCAGGAGAAGAUGGAGGAGCUGCAUCUGUACAAAGACAAAAGCAGGGAGCCAGACUGAGCGCUCGCUUCCCCACACGGACAAAACAGACACGCAAACUUUUCUUUUUCUGGACGAAGCUGUUGAACUGAUGCGGUUUACUGGCCGUUUAUUUUGGGCCGGCGAAGGACUCGGUGGUGUUUCCAGCAGGGUCGCGUGAUGUUUUGAAUGUUAUCUUUGUCGAUCAUAUUUUACAGACUAUCAGGCUCCAAACAUCGGUUCUCCUACUGAGGAACAUUUUCUCUUUAAAACUGGUGCUAAGGUCUUAAACCACCUCACUUCCUAAUUUAUGUGAAGCUACAGGCCGGCUGUUCCUGAUAACAGAUUCACACGCAGGGUAGGAAACACUAACCUCAACAAAGUUGUGGUUAUUUUGUAACACUGGCAGCUAUAAGA
Messenger RNA from Archocentrus centrarchus (flier cichlid), 2919 nucleotides. It is a transcript of the gene rasgrp4, whose product is annotated as RAS guanyl releasing protein 4. Bases 418 to 2544 code for a protein of 708 amino acids. Gene Ontology annotation, biological process: Ras protein signal transduction. The transcript is spliced from 17 exons. Gene Ontology annotation, cellular component: plasma membrane. Gene Ontology annotation, molecular function: calcium ion binding; guanyl-nucleotide exchange factor activity. The record is from RefSeq and is a predicted model, not a curated record. Lineage: Eukaryota; Metazoa; Chordata; Actinopteri; Cichliformes; Cichlidae.